Molecule: messenger RNA, 5125 nt
Organism: Rhodamnia argentea
Lineage: Eukaryota; Viridiplantae; Streptophyta; Magnoliopsida; Myrtales; Myrtaceae
Product: DNA repair protein UVH3
Exons: 19
Coding region: 55-4992 (1645 amino acids)
Biological process (GO): nucleotide-excision repair
Cellular component (GO): nucleus
Molecular function (GO): DNA endonuclease activity; single-stranded DNA binding
Source: RefSeq, a predicted model, not a curated record
CCAACCCCCGUAUAAAAUGCUGACCAAAUCGAAAAAUCGGAGGCAAAUAAAGAAAUGGGGGUCCACGGUCUAUGGGAACUCCUCGCUCCCGUCGGUCGCCGCGUCUCCGUCGAGACCCUCGCCGGGAAAAAGCUCGCCAUCGAUGCCAGUAUCUGGAUGGUGCAGUUCAUGAAGGCCAUGCGGGACGAGAGAGGAGAGAUGGUCCGCAACGCGCACUUGCUUGGCUUCUUCCGCCGCAUUUGCAAGCUCCUGUUCCUCAGGACGAAGCCCGUGUUCGUCUUCGACGGCGGCACGCCCGCUCUCAAGAGGCGCACCGUCGUCGCUCGCCGGAGGCAGCGCGAGAACGCGCAGGCCAAAAUCCGGAAGACUGCUGAGAAGUUGCUUCUCAAUCACCUUAAAACUCUGAGGCUGAAAGAAUUGGCAGAAGAUAUAAAGAGGCAAAAACAAAUGAGUGAUGCCAAGGGUAAGAAGGUUUUAUAUGACCAAUCUGGUACAAUGGGAAAUGCUCGCCAUGACCAGGAAAAGCUAGAUGAAAUGUUGGCAGCAUCUAUUGCAGCAGAGGAAGAGCAGAGAUUUGCUAAAAUUGCAUCAACAUCCCAAACUGUGAUUUCUUCUGAUGAAGAUAAUGAAGAAGAAGAGAUGAUUCUGCCUGACACGAUUGAAAAAAUUGAUCCAGCUGUACUAGAGGUAUUGCCACCCGAGCUACGAGUCCAGAUGGGAAAGAGGCUGGAAGGUGCUGAUAGUCAACACCAUUUAGAAGCUGAAAAAGAGGAGUUAUCAUGUCAAAAUGACAGUGUCAAAAGGGAUCAAAAUGAUCUAAAUUCAACUCGCCAUGAUCAGGGGAAGCUUGAUGAGAUGCUGGCAGCGUCCAUUAUGGCAGAAGAAGGUGAGAUGGCAUAUACUGCGUCAACCUCUGCCCCUCAGAUAUUUUCUGAGGAGGAAGAUAACGAUACAGAUGAAGAAAUGAUUGUGCCAGAAGUGCACGGGAAUGUUGAUCGUGAUGUAUUAAAUUCUUUGCCUCUAUCAGUGAGGCUCGAUCUUUUGGCUCAGAUGAAGGAGCGACAAAUGGCAGAAAACCGACAGAAGUAUCAGAAAGUAAAAAAGGCUCCUGAAAAGUUUUCUGAGCUACAAAUACAGUCCUAUCUAAGAGCUGUUGCGCUGCGCCGGGAGAUUAAUCAAGUGCAAAAAGCUGCUGUUGGCAAUGGAGUCGGUGGAGUACAAACUUCAAGGAUUGCCUCAGAAGCCAAUAGAGAAUUUAUAUUCUCUUCUUCAUUCACUGGGAAUAAAGAAAUGCUUACAUCUGCUGAAGCACAGAGAAAUAAAAGUAGAGAACACCAGACCGGGAUGGAUAAUCUUUCCUCCAUUUCUGAUAGUGGAGUCUCAUCUAAUGAUAAGUCCAAUGCAGUGAAAGACUUGGUUCCUAAAAAAUCCAGAGUUAGCUUCAAAGAUGGUGUUGAAACUUUUUUUGAUGAGAGAGGGCGCAUUAAAGUCAGUCGUGUAAGGGCUAUGGGAGUCCGUAUGACCCGUGACUUGCAGAGGAACUUGGAUAUGAUGAGAGAAAUUGAGCAGGACCAGACACAUAUCAAUGCCCAUUCAAGUAGUAUGCUGGACACUGAGUCUGGAGUGGAAAGUAAUAUUGUUAUUGUAAGAAAUGAUCUUUUGGCUGAAACAUCAACAAAUGAUGUUAGUAGAACUGCCAAUUUGAAUGAGAGUCACGAGCAUUCUAUGUUUGGGGAUGGUAAUUCGAUAAAAAUAUCCUUUGAAGAUGAUGGUGAAAGCAAGACUUUGAAUGAUGAUGAUCAAUUAUUUAUUCGGUUAGUAGCGGGAGAUUCAGCAUCCUUAUCUUCUCCUGGAAAAAUCACAUCAAGGACACAGUCUUCUGAUGCCUGUUCAGAUUUUGAGUGUCAUGGGCAGAAAGGCGAGAGCUUUUCCUGUGAUGAUCGAGUUGAAAUUGAGCCUCUUGAAGAGGGGAAAAUUAGUGAUGAUAGCGACGUGGAGUGGGAGGAAGGAUUUUCUGACGUUUCAAAGGAUGCCUCCACUUGCCAUGUUGAGCCCAGAAAACCUGUUUCAAGAGGUUAUCUUGAGGAAGAUGCUGAUCUGCAUGAGGCAAUUAGGAGAAGUCUUGUGGAUCAGAGAUCAAAUGGGGCACCGCAAAUGGAUCAUGAGAGCGAAACUGACGGAGAAAAGAGUCAUGAAGAUACUAUGCUCUGUGAUUUAGAGAACCGUACAGUAAAGCAAACUUCCGUAACUGGAUAUGCUUCUAAAGUAUCAGAAAGAGAGAAAACAUUAGUGGACGGUUCUAUAAAUCCUGGUAGCCCUGAUGUGGGUUGCCGUUUGCAGGUGGUUGAUUCUUUAGAAAACAAAGGAGAAUUUUCAAAUUCAUGUAAUUUGGAUAAAGUGGGGAUGCCAAUCAAAGAAUUUGAUGAAACAUUUCAAGGUUCUAGGGUUGCACCGUCAGGGCAAAAAAAGCCUCUGGUCGACUUGACUUCUCUAGAAAUAGAGAGGAAUUUGAGUCCAGGCAAGCCAUUGGAUAUUUCUGGUGCAAGUUGUGUGUUAUCUGCUCCCAAGGACGAGCAUUCAAGGGAAGUGUGCGUCGAUGAUGAAAUAUGUGCUGAAAUGUCUGGUGAUGGUCGAAUUGAUGGGAAGAAAAAUACCGAGGCUGUACAAGCAUCCCCCUAUGCUGAGGAAAUUAAGCUUUCAUCUGAUGCUUUGCUCUCAUUGAGAAGAGAAUCAACAUGUGACGCGGUUGAGGUGCAUAGCAAUCUUGACGAUAAUCCCUCAGGACAGUUGCCAAAUGUCGAGAGAUUUGCAUUUGAGGAUAAGGAAAAUGUGCAGUUAGAAUUCGCCAGGGCAAAUUUGGAGGAGGAAAUGCGGAAAUUGGGUCAAGAAAGUAUAAAGCUAGGGGACAUGCAGAAAAAGCUAGAACGCAAUGCCGAGUCUGUCAGUAGCGAAAUGUUUGCAGAGUGUCAGGAGCUGUUGCAAAUGUUUGGAUUGCCAUACAUCAUUGCACCUAUGGAAGCAGAAGCUCAAUGUGCUUACAUGGAACUGGCAAACAUAGUUGAUGGUGUAGUUACUGAUGAUUCUGAUGUGUUCUUGUUUGGCUCACGAAGUGUCUAUAAGAAUAUAUUUGAUGAUCGCAAGUAUGUGGAGACGUACUUCAUGAAGGACAUAGAGAAGGAGCUUGGUCUUUCCAGAGAUAAAUUGAUAUGUAUGGCAUUGCUCCUUGGGAGUGAUUAUACUGAAGGUGUUAGUGGAAUUGGCAUUGUUAAUGCCAUUGAAGUUGUAAAUGCAUUUCCAGAGGCAGAUGGUCUUCAAAAAUUCCGUGAGUGGGUUGAAUCACCAGAUCCAACCAUUCUUGGGAAGGCUGAUGUUCCUGAAGGAUCCACUGUUGGGAGGAGAGGGUCAAAAACUAGCAAUAACGGCAUCAACGGUCCAGAAGGUGCUCAAUGUGGACCACCUUCAUCGGAGCAGAAUUUGUCCCCAUCUUAUGAGCAAAGAAAUUCUAUUGAUAAAAUCCAAGAGAUGAAGCAGCAAUUCAUGGAGAAGCAUAGAAAAGUUAGCAAAAACUGGCACAUACCUCCUACUUUUCCAAGUGAAGCGGUAAUAUCUGCAUAUUCUACUCCCCAAGUGGACAAGUCAACCGAGCCUUUCUCAUGGGGCAAGCCGGAUCAUUUUCUUCUCCGCAAAUUAUGCGGGGAAAAGUUUGGAUGGGCUACCCAAAAGGCAGAUGAAUUGUUAGUGCCGGUCUUAAAUGAAUACAACAAGCAUGAGACCCAGCUGCGAUUGGAAGCUUUUUAUUCUUUUAACGAGAGAUUUGCUAAAAUCCGUAGUAAGAGAAUUAAGAAAGCUGUCAAAGAAAUCACUGCUAGCCAAUCUUUGGACUCGAUGGGUGAUGAUGCCCAAGUCCUUAAUGGGAGUGGAAAGAAAAGAAGAGGGUGCUCCGGUGAUGUCUCUGGUGAAAAAUCAACUGGAAAUCUCAGAUACCGCUCGACAAAAUCAAAGUCCUUGCAGUCAAAGAAAAGAAGGAUCCAUGGAAAGCCUAUUAUUUCUGAAGUGAACUUAGAUGCCUCAAAACUGGUGGAAAGCAGUGGAGAUGGCAAUAAACAGUCUCUUCAGACUGGAAGAGGUAGAGGUAGAGGAAGAGGAAGAGGCCGAGACCGAGGCCAAGGAGAAAUUAGGAGAGGUAGAAAGGCCACCCCUGAUAAAUCAGAAGGUAGCUCUAGUGAUGGGGAUAGUGUUGAAGUGGGGCACGAGGUGUGGUUAGAAGAGUGCAAAGGACGGCAAGAAGUGCGUAGAUCAGCACGCAGUCGGAAGCAGGUGAAUUACAAUAUGGAGAAUUUGGAGGACAACGCAUCAGCGCGCUGUUCUGACAAAGACUCUGAGGAAGAGUUCUCAGAAUACAAAUCUCCCUGUGCUCCUACUGCACAUGGUGAUGCAGCUAUUUCAGAACUUAAGAGUGAACUUGCAGCUGGAAAUCCUCGUCUUGAGGGGAGUAAAGAAAUGGAUUACCUUAACAUGGGAGGUGGGUUUUGUGAGGAUGACGCCGAUACUGGUGAACCAAAACAGAGACCUGACUCCCCUCCAGAGGAUCUUUCUGAAGAUCAUCUCACAAUGGGUGGUGGCUUUUGUACGGAUGAAGGAAGGACGAGCGAGGAUCCUGGAAGUGCUCAUAACAUAGCUAAUGAGCCUUUGGGACAGGGAAAUGAAGAGUCCUUUGAAUAUUUAGAGCCUGCAGAUGAAGCUGAGCUCGAGAACUCUGUGACUCGAUCAAUCCAUUCGCACAAAAUGACUUCUGGUGUACCUUGUGACAGGGGUGCCAAAGAUGUGGCUUCUAUGCAGGAUGACGUUGCCAACAGUGUAAAAACCAGAGACGAUGGCCGUUCUCCAGGCAAUCUCCAAGCGGAGGAUAAUGCAGCACGUGAUUCAGGAAUCGCCUCUUAUGGAUCUCUAAGUGCCAUGCCUUCCUUGAUAAGAAAACGGAGAAGAGGCUGAACCUGUAAUAUUUAUGUACUUACUCCUUGUAAUUUUUGCCCUUGGAUCUUAACUUUGACUUAUAAUGGUUGUAUUUGAAGAGCAUAGAGCACCUAUAAUACCCCUGAUGAAGAAAAUUUUCUGUGGGAGAUUG